UUUAAGGAAGGAGCAACGUGGUGGAUAGUUAGAAAAUGGAAAUGUUUUACAAUGAUAAUAAAGUAGCAGCUGAACAGGAAAGUAAGGGAAAUACUGACAUUCAAAUGGUUAUGGAUCAGAAACUCUCAACGGAAGGUCGAAAUUUCAAGGAAAGAUUUCUAGAUAGCAAUCAGAUGGAGAUAGUUGACGAAGAGCAUGAAAAUGACAAAUGUAAUGAUGAUGAGGUCGUGGAAGAUGCGCUAGAAAGGACAAUAAACGAAGUUGCAGAGACAAGUUUGCAAAGUGCUGCUGUUGAAGGAGAGGAUCUGACGAAUGAAGAUUCGAAGAAGAAAGGCAAAUACGACUGGGAUGCACCGAUUGUUAAGGAUAUUGUCCGACGAGUUAAAAAUCAUCGAUUAUCUCAUGCCAAAGCAGCUGAACAGCUCUCUCUACUAAUGGAUGCAAAAGUAACAUCUAUUGGAGUUCGGUUACAAGUUGUCAAAAUGGCGAACGAUGAAGCGCUUGCAAAGCAGGAUCAGCGGAGCAGCUGCGUAAAGACAUUCAAAAAUACCAGUUCCUCCCCAGGUAAAGUUACAAGCAAAGUAGCAGAUGCAUCAGCGAGAGGACGUGAGAGUAGAUCACCCGUUUCUUAUCGUACCAGAAGCAAAACUGGUGUCAAACAAAGUGCAAAUAGCUCACAAAGUAGGAAAUCGGAAAAUGGUACGGAAAUUCACGUUACACCAUCAAAUAUGGGCGAGGUUAACAGUCAGUGUACCGGGGAUACUAGUAAUGGAAUUAGUUUGCCAGUGAAAACAAUGCAGAAUGAUGCUGCAGAUAAUCAGCUUUAUUUGCCUAUCAUCAUUUCACAGCCAGCAUCCACAGCAACAAUGACUACGAAAAUGGUACCACCAGUCAUUCGGCUUUUGGAUAACGAAGGGAAAUUGACACAUAUUGCGGUUGCUGAAAAUGGUAGCUACAAAUUAUAUCGUGUCAAUGAAGGAGGUGCAAAUGCCGAGCAUAUGCAGAUGGUUAAUCAAGCUAUGUCGACUGGUACUGCUUCAUCAAUUACUGUAUCUUCUGCAAACAGUAUGGCUGCACCGGGCACCCAGGAAACGACGAAGCCGGAAAAAAAUAUGGCUCCUAGUUGCAGUGCGAAUUAUUACAUCGAGAGUGUUCCAGCGCAGCAAACUUUGGGAGCUCUGGUGGGUAUACCGAAAUUCGUCAAUCCGCAACGCUAUGGUGGAAGUAAUGUAUACACCAGAACAAUUGGACCUGUAGGCGCAACUAGUACCACGCCAUGUUCAGUCGGAAUGCGGUCUCGAAGUGAAAUAAAAGAAGAAGUUAAGAGAUUGAUUCGCUGCUUGAAAUCUCAACAUAUUACUUGUGAAGAAGCUGUGAAACAACUAUUCGAAUUUGUUGCGCUGAAUCCAUCAAACAUUAAUUUGCCUGCAACAAAGCAAAUGAAUGAUGCUGACGAAAACAAGCAAAAAGGAGAUAACAGUGUAGAUUACGAGACAACAUUGCAACGCGAAUGUAGUGUUGAAGAUGGAAACGAACCGUAUACAAGGCUAGUUGAUGAGCAAGGAAAUAUGAACAUUGCCAUUGUGGAAGGUGAAGGUUAUCGUGUCUAUCGGUUGAAUAAGACAACGCAAAAUCGCGAAUUAUAUAAAUGCACCGAUUGUGAUUUAUUACAUAGAACCAAAAAAGAUCCAAUUGCGAUAGUUGAAAUUGUCGAUAGCAUAUUGGUUGGUGACAUCCAUCCUUCACAUCAUCCAAGGUGUCCCUUGCAAACGCUCUCAGUAAAAGAUUGCGAACAAAAUUCGAUGAGCGAUGAACGAGAAUCUUUGUUAUUCCCUGAAGCGACAACGGAUGUCGAAGAAAGUCGAAGAGGAGGCGAAGCAAGAAAAAGUAGUAGUGCAAAACGUGCACCAAAGCAAAAUAGUCGAAAAAAUCGACAAGCGACGAAAUCACCGGUUAGAAAAAGACCUCAUAUUGUCCCGGAACGAAGUUUGGGAAUGACAUUAAGAAAACGAAAAGCAAGGACCUUAACAAGUCCGGGGAUUUAUGACUCUGAAGUGAUGAGUUAAAAGUAAAUUUCCCUUCUUUAGGUUUGUAUGUUGCAAUAUGAUUUGAGCAACAAGUAUGUUAUGUGUUCUCAUUCCGUGGGUACUUGAUGAGUUCGAGAAUGACAGAAUUUCUGAUUCACUGGAAUGAAGGAGAAUUUGUGUGAAAUUCAACCUGUACCUAUGGAUAUUGUUUAUUGAGGUUUUAUUUUUGAGCAGCGCGGAAUCUGCAUGAAUAGUUCACAACUAUAAUGUAACUCUGCUAAAAGCUUGCUUUAAAUCCAGUUCAUUUGAUUCCUGUCGUUUUCUGAUGGGGGAAUAGUAAGUAUUCGUGAGAAAGAGUAAAGGCAAAAAUUUGAUAUUAUAAUAUUUA
Messenger RNA from Loa loa (African eye worm), 2415 nucleotides. RefSeq lists its product as hypothetical. The record is from RefSeq and is a predicted model, not a curated record. NCBI's taxonomy places the organism in Eukaryota, Metazoa, Nematoda, Chromadorea, Rhabditida, Onchocercidae. The coding region runs from base 36 to 2066 and encodes 676 amino acids. The transcript has 12 exons.